Messenger RNA from Anguilla rostrata (American eel), 4123 nucleotides. Its product is annotated as coiled-coil domain-containing protein 80-like. Gene Ontology annotation, cellular component: basement membrane. The coding region runs from base 783 to 3629 and encodes 948 amino acids. Gene Ontology annotation, biological process: positive regulation of cell-substrate adhesion; extracellular matrix organization. Lineage: Eukaryota; Metazoa; Chordata; Actinopteri; Anguilliformes; Anguillidae. The record is from RefSeq and is a predicted model, not a curated record. The transcript is spliced from 7 exons.
UGCUCUAACUGUUCUCUCUAGCUUGUGCUCUGCAGAGGGCACUGAGCCUGUGGUUUCUCUUACGUUCGUGGGCUUGCUUCUAGUGGUAAAGGAAAAGGAGAGCAGAGACUUCCCUACCGUCUUUUCCCCAGGAUUUCUUUUGCUUUUUCGCUUGUGAUUUCUCUCCUCUUAAAAUAAGAGAACAAUGCUCUCUUAUUCAAGGAAUUGAUGUCUAACAAGGACUUUUAUUGAUAUUUGAUUUAUUUCAUAAGAGCACAAAAACUGGAUAAAAUUGUUUUGGAUGCGGCGAUGGGACUAAAACGUUUCGUUUACCCUCGACAGUGAACUGAGAAUCGAAUGCAGUUCAAUUUCUCAAGCAAGGACUGGAGUGCACUGGAAUUCUAUUGUUUGUGUAACUUUAAUGGAAAAUGGUUUUGAAAUAUUUCCGCUAUUUACUUAAGUGUCUUUGAGUUUCGGGUCUGUUUUCAUUGUGGAAUUAUUUAUGUUCCCGAAUACCUCCGUUUUUGGAAUUUAACUGAGAGCCUCGUAGUAUUUAUGUUUUAAGUUAGUCUAAAUGCAUGCUGUUCCUGGUGGUUGUCAUUAUCUGUAUUUAGUGUUUGCAUCGACAUGUCACGUUGUAAUCGCUAGAAUACAGAAUAGUGUUUUGCCGUAAAGCUAUUCUGUCCUGUGAAGAGUUUUCAUAUCUUUUGGGUGCAAUCUGUUUUAUAAACAGGGCAAACAUAUGACCAAUAAUUGGAUUUUCUUUCUUCUGCAUUGGGGUUUUCUCUGAGAGAACGUUGAAAAUGAAGCAAAUAUUGGCGCUUGGUGUAGCGCUGCUUUUGCUAACUUGGACAGGAGAUGCUGCUGACAACGGUUCGGCUGACGUGCGCUCAAAACUUAGAAGGCUGACCAUCCGUCGCGCAGGGGUAAACAAAGACCAAUCACAUUCUGACACUCCAUUUCUAACGGAGAAUGCUGGCGGGGAGUCUCACUCCAUGCGUCCCUCGACCACCUCCAGGAAUUCAGAAAGACUCAAGGAAAUGCAGCAAGAUCAGAGUUCAAGUUCUUUAAGGACUGGGCAGACUAGACGGGUGCUGACAGGCAGGAGGCCAACUCUGCAACAGACUGCCGUGGUUCAGGCUGAUGGUGCCCUUGGGGGUCAACCAAGGCAAGGCCGUAUGCCAGGUGGUACUGGUUCUCCCACCCUCUUAGCCAGCUUUGCAGGGAAAAACCGUGUGCUAAUCAUCUCUGCUCCACACGAGUCUGACGGUUACUACCGGCUGAUGAUGAGCCUGCUGAAACCGGAUGUGUACUGUGAGUUGGCCGAGCGACACGUGCAGCAGAUCAUCAUGUUCCAUCAGGAGGGAGAAAUGGGUGGGAAAGUGAGACGUAUCACAGAGGAAGGGAAGGUGAUGGAGGAGCCUCUGAACACUGUGCUGAUCCCAAGGCUGAUGAACUUCCUCAAGUUGGAGAAGGGGAAAUUUGGGAUGGUGCUACUGAAGAAGACACUGCAGGUGGAGGAGCGGUACCCAUACCCAGUCAGACUGGAGGCCAUGUACGAGACGAUCGACCAAGCACCCAUGCGUAAGCUGGAGAAGAACAGGCAAAAGGGGUUUGUCCAGAAGUGUAGGGGGGCUGGGGUAGAGGGCCAGGUGGUGGAGAGCAAUGGUUCUGGGACAGAGACUGAAAGUUCUGCUUCAGAUCCUCACGUGGAAACACCAGUAGACAGGAGGCCAGACAGAAAAGGGAUUCGUAAAACUGUCCGUCGGCCUGUUCAGAUCACCCCUGUCUCAACAACCACCACUGCCAGACCAACCACCACCACUCCAAGGCCGACCACCACACCUACAACCACAACAACCACCACAACAACAAAGCCCACAACUGCCACAACCACAACAACAAGGCCAACAACUACCACAACAACGAUGACCACAACAAGGCCCACGACUACAACUACAACCACCACCACCACCACAAGGCCAACUACCAUGACUGUCACCACACGCCCAACCACAACAACUCUCUCUACAACCACCACUACUCGUCCCCCAACAACAACAACAACAACAACCGCCACUACUGCUUUUACUACCCCCCAGAUGCCUACCAGAGGCCAAACAACACCCUACUGGGUACCUGCCCCAAAAACCACAGCUGAGCCUCACAACCACAAUCAAGGUAGAGGCAGACACAAGCAAAAAACGACCCCCUAUCCCACCUCUGUGUACCACACCAAGGCCUACACUGGGAUCUAUGAAGAAAACCACACCGACAAAAAAUCUAAUGGACGCAAAUCUUCAGGCGAUUCUGUGGCUCAGCCUGGGCCGACUAAAGAGAAACCACCAAAGAGGAAAGGUGAGAAAGUUCUCACGAACGAGUAUGAGGACAGGUACGAAGGAGAACUGCCCACGGAGGAGGUCCUGGAGGAGAUCGAGGCAGAGGUUCUGCCCACGCGGAAGGGCAAGGGCAGGCAUGACAAAGCCGAAAAGAAGAAGAAAAAGUCAGAAAAGGCUGACAAGGCGAGCAAAAGAGAUAAAGCAGAGAAGAAGGCUAAAGAGGGGAAGGGAGGCGGUGGCAACAAAAAGGCCUCCAAGAAGAACCAGGAUAAAGAUGAGUUCCAGAAGCCGUCAAAGAAGCCACCAACCUCCAUGGGAGCUUUGGCCUCCUUCCUUGACUAUUUCGAGAGCAGAAGACGACUUAUUCUGAUCACCACUCCUCAGGAUGAGAAUGGCAUGUAUGUACAGCAGAGGGAUGAAUACCUGGAGCAUGUGUGUGAAAUGGCCAUCAGGAAAGUCUCCAUCAUCACCAUUUUGGGCACAUUGACCAACAGCACCAUGAAAAUCGACCAUUAUCAGCUGGAGAACGACAAACCAAUGAAAGGCUUGAGGCAGGAGGACCUGGUGAACCAGGACUUGAUUGUCGAACUGCGGAAGGAGUUUGGGAUGACGGACGAUGAGUUCUUCAUGGUGCUGACUGACUUUGACAUGAAAGUCAAGCAAUACUAUGAAGUGCCCAUAGCCAUGAAGGCUGUAUUUGAUUAUACUGACACCUUCUCAUCACGCAUCAAAGAGAUGGAGCAGCAGAAGAGGGAUGGUGUGUCCUGCAAGAAGGAAGAUAAGCCCAGAUCUCUGGAAAACUUCUUGUCAAGGUUCCGCUGGAGACGCAGGCUAUUUGUUAUAUCUGCUCCCAAUGAUGAGGAAUGGGCCUAUCAGCAACAGCUUUAUUCUCUGAAUAGUCAGGCCUGCAAUCUAGGCCUGCGUCAUAUUUCAGUCCUGAAGAUGAUUGGUAUGGACACAGAAGACAUGGGUGGGGUCCUGGAGCUUUAUCCAAUCAACGGAAGCUCGACAGUGGACCGUGAAGGCCUCUCUGCCUCUCUGGUGAAGGACAUCAGGAACUACUUUCAGAUCAGCCCGGAGUACUUCUCAAUGCUCCUGGUGGGGAAGGACGGGAAUGUGAAGUCCUGGUACCCUUCCCCGAUGUGGUCUAUGGCCAUCAUCUACGACCUGGUGGACUCCAUGCAGCUGCGCAGGCAGGAGAUGGCCAUCCAGCAAUCUCUGGGCAUGCGCUGCCCGGAAGAUGAGUAUGGCGGCUACGGUUAUCAUCACCAUGGCUACCAUGAAGGCUAUCGUCAAGAAUACGGUUACUGAGGGGUGAGGUAUAACAUUUCCCUGAAAUUUCCCUCUUCGACCUAUACCUUGGGAUUUUUCUUCAUGUUUUCAAUUAAGAUACGAACAGGGCUGAAAUUCCAGAUUCCUCUUUUUCCCCCCUAUUUCCUUUCGUAUAUUAGUUGAUACCAGUCUGGCAGUUAGUUGUCUGAACUUGUUACCAUGUUUUGAUGUUUUUUUUUUUUUGUUCAUGCCAAACUGGAAAAGGGCUAUUUUGACAGGUAUAGACAUUCCUAUUGUAGAUAAAUGAGUAUGGACUUCUUCCUUUUUUAUAUUGCAUAUGUAUUUAUUGGUUGUCUGCUUCACCUGAAGCUACUUAAUUUGGGAAUCAGAACCAGCUUUGUCACUGGGCAGAUAUUGUUGGAACAAAAUUUCAACAUGAAAACAUUUCUGUUUACUUUAAGAGCACCGUUGCAGCAUAUGUUCUUAUUUAUGUACAGUUCUGAUAUAUGACAAAUAAACUACAUUUUUACCAA